AUGGGUAAAGUCGCAAAGUCUACGAAAAAGUUUCAAUCGAAACACUUGAAGCGUACACUUGACCAUCGUAAAGAGCAGAAGAGCCAUGUUAAGAGAACUCAGGGUCGCCGUGGGAAUAAAUCUGAACUGGAGAAGAGGAAUGCUGCGCUUACAAAAGAGGAUCAGAAAUUGAAGAAAUCUGCAAAGGAAGAGGUGUUCAAGGAUAUGUCUAUGGAAAAGUUCUUUGAAAACGGCUUCGAAGUGCCCAAGAACAAGAAGAAAUCUAGUAAGAAUAAGAAGGAACAUACCGAGGAUCAGGAUUCUUCUUCUGAAGAGGAAGAUAUGGCUCAAAAUAUGGCCGAGUUGUCUGAGAAGGAUCCCGAAUUUUACAAGUACUUGCAAAACAAUGACAAGGAACUGUUAGAGUUCGGCGGUAGUAAUCCAUUGGAUGGGAUUGAAGACGAUGAAGAAGAAGAAGAAGAACAAGAGGAGGAAGAAGAAGCGGCAAAAAUUGUGGAAGAAGAACCUCCUACUUUUGAAAAGGUCGAGUUGACCAUGAGUCUUGUGAAAAAAUGGAAGAAACAACUUCGUGAGUCUCCAAACCUGAAGCUAAUUAGGAAUGUUGUAACUGCAUUCAAAGUGGCCGUUAACUUGAAUAACGAGGAAAAUGUGGAAGACUACAAGUAUACUGCUACGGACGAAAAAGCUAUUCACGAGCUACUGUUUGUUACCUUAAAAGAUUUACCUGCAGUUGUGCAGAAGGUUAUUCCAUAUAAGGUAGUGAAGGGCUCAAGGACUUUGCCAAGUGGUUCGAACGUGUCAAAAAUGUCUUCGAUUAUGAAGUCUCAUGCAAGUGCUCUGCUUAUUGUCUUGAAUGAUGUAACGAACACAGAAACAGCUGCACUUGUCCUACACUCUGUGGAUCAGCUUCUACCAUACUUUUUAUCUCAUAGAAAGAUCUUGAGAGAGAUCGUUAAGAGCAUCGUGGAAAUAUGGUCCACAACAAGAGAAUUGGAGUCACAGAUUGCUGCAUUUGCCUUCUUGCACAACGCAUCAAAGGAGUUCAAGAAAUCUAUGUUGGAGUCGGUACUAAAGACCACUUACUCAACUUUCAUAAAAAGCUGUCGUCAAACUAACAUGCGUACAAUGCCAUUGAUAAAUUUUCAAAAGAACUCAGCUGCCGAGCUAUUCAGCAUUGAUGAAACUCUAGGCUACCAAAUUGGGUUUGAAUACAUUAGACAGCUUGCCAUUCACUUGAGAAAUACGAUGAAUGCUACUACGAAGAAGACCGCAAGGACCAACCCGGCAGAUGCUUACAAGAUUGUCUACAACUGGCAAUUUUGCCAUUCGCUGGAUUUCUGGUCUCGUGUACUUUCCUUCUCUUGUAAUCCAGUUAAAGAAAACGGUAACCAAUCUCAAUUGAGACAACUAAUCUACCCAUUGGUUCAAGUGACCCUAGGUGUCAUCAGACUGAUCCCAACAGCACAAUUUUUCCCUCUCAGAUUUUAUUUGAUCAGAUCGCUCAUCAGGUUGUCUCAGAAUACAGGUGUUUUUAUUCCUAUAUUCCCACUGCUUUCUGAGAUCUUGAUUUCCUCUGCGUUCACUAAAGUUCCAAAGAAGAAGGAAAACCUCGAGGCAUUCGACUUCGAUCAUAACAUUAAAUGUACCAAGGCUUAUCUCGGUACCAGAGUGUACCAUGAAGGUCUAUCGGAACAAUUCGUGGAUCUCGUAGGCGAAUACUUUGUGCUAUAUUGUAAGAACGUCGCAUUCCCAGAGUUGGUCACUCCAGCUAUAAUUUCUCUCCGUCGUUUUGUCAAGAACUCCAAGAACAUCAAAUAUAACAAGCAGCUAUCGAACAUGAUUGAAAAGCUGGAUCAAAAUAGCUCCUUCAUCCAAAAGGCUAGAUCCGAUGUUGAUUUCAGCCCCAGUAAUAGAACAGAAGUUAACAGAUUCUUGAACGAUACUCCAUGGGAAAAGACCCCAUUAGGAUGCUAUGUUACCGUCCAGCGUGAAGUGAAAAAAGAUAGGGCCAGAAUUCUAAGAGAAAGUAUGGAAGAGGAAGAUAGAGAGAAAGAGGCUUCCUUGAAAAAACAAGACGAGCUCGAUGAAAUCAAAGACGAUGAAGAAGACGAUGAAGAAGACGUUGAAAUGUCGGAUUGA
This is a messenger RNA of Torulaspora delbrueckii, 2139 nucleotides long. It is a transcript of the gene NOC2, whose product is annotated as mRNA-binding ribosome synthesis protein NOC2. Gene Ontology annotation, cellular component: Noc2p-Noc3p complex; nucleoplasm; Noc1p-Noc2p complex. The record is from RefSeq and is a predicted model, not a curated record. The transcript has a single exon. NCBI's taxonomy places the organism in Eukaryota, Fungi, Ascomycota, Saccharomycetes, Saccharomycetales, Saccharomycetaceae. Bases 1 to 2139 code for a protein of 712 amino acids. Gene Ontology annotation, biological process: ribosomal large subunit biogenesis.